This is a messenger RNA of Pungitius pungitius (ninespine stickleback), 1340 nucleotides long. RefSeq names its product C-type mannose receptor 2. Bases 122 to 1195 code for a protein of 357 amino acids. The transcript is spliced from 4 exons. Lineage: Eukaryota; Metazoa; Chordata; Actinopteri; Perciformes; Gasterosteidae. The record is from RefSeq and is a predicted model, not a curated record.
UUGUUCACUGCUUAAAACAGCUUCAUCUAAAGGAGAUACUUUUCUCCCUGUUGUGCAUCGGUUACUCCCUGCGCUCUUCAUUCAUUAUUUUCACUGAAAGAACUUCAACAAGUGUGUGGAGAUGGCCCUCGUGUUGUUCCUGCUGUUUUCAGGAUUAUCUCAUGUCACACUGGCUUCAAAUCGUCUAAGACAUUUCUAUUAUCCUAGAGCUCAUGUAACAUGGAAUGAUUCCUGUGAUGGGAGCAACUAUUCAUAUGUGACCCUGUAUGAUGAAGAGGACUUCGAGUUUCUGAAAAGAUUUUCUCCUGAAGAAUCAAAGUGGAUUGGUCUGUAUUAUACUACAAAAAAUAUCAGUUGGUCAAAUGAUACUCCUUUUAACUCCACCAUGUUUUCUGAGAAAGGAACACAGUCACAGAUAUGCGUAGCCAUUAACGGAACGACCUGGAAGCAUUUCAAUUGUGCGGAGAGGAAACCUUUCAUGUGCCACAUUGGUUCUAACUACACGCUGAUAAAGAGAACCGAGAAGAACUGGUGUCAGGCUCUGCAGUACUGCCGAACUCACAACGGUGAAUUAGUCAGCAUAGGAAACGACACAGAAGAGGAGAGAGUGGUUGAGAAGGGGGAAGGAAAAAGCUUUUGGAUUGGACUUCUGAACGAUGAUUGGGCGUGGGCGGACGGAAGCUGCUCUACGUUCAGAGAAUGGAAUAUAUCUGGUGUUCCAGACGGGCCGUUACUAUACACAAAAUAUGCACCCAGCGGUCAAUUGGUUAAAAAUGACCAAUUGCAGGGAGCAUUCUCCCUUUGCUCCAAAGGUACCUCGAGAAUCAAAGUCAUUCAUCACAAUUUAACGUGGGAACAGGCCUUUGACUACUGCAAGGAGAACCACACGGGCCUGCUGCAGAUUAUCGAUGAGAAUGAUCAGGAGGCUGUCGCGCAGUGGCUAAAUUACACCUCUGCCGGUGGCCCCUACUGGAUUGGCCUCAGGCAGAGUCGUGUUUUCGGGUUCUGGAUUUGGAGCGACAGAAUGGUGAACUUCAGCAACUGGAAGAACGACACACAACCUCAGCUGCCCAUGUCCAACCUUUGUGGUGCCAUCGGCUGGAACAACACGUGGACUGAUGAAAACUGUAUGGUUCCGCGACCCUUUAUUUGUGAGGAGGAGAUUGUCUUCAUGAAAAAAUCCAGAAGGCGGUGAAAAAAUACUAUUUCCUUUACUACUCUAAUUAGUCAUGGUUGUUAAAUAUAAUCAGGUAUUUCGAUUUUGCUUUGGUAAAAAUCAACACAGUACAGAAUAUCUGCAGAAGACGAUUAUGAGAGCAUGUUUGCAUUAACGUUUGUUU